Messenger RNA from Auanema sp. JU1783, 984 nucleotides. Lineage: Eukaryota; Metazoa; Nematoda; Chromadorea; Rhabditida; Rhabditidae. The record is from the annotation of a GenBank genome assembly.
AUGCCAAGAAUGGCCGAGAAAGAUUUGGUUGUUGAUGUAGCUGCUACAGGCUUUAUGUGUCUUCUUUAUGUUGUACUAGGAUUCGCCGCAUGUUUCUGUAAUAUUCUCAAUUUAACCAUUUAUGGUACAAAUAAAGAACUCAGAAAGAAAUAUUUGUACAUGAUGGCGUUAGAUGCCGGAGAGCUUGUUAACGGCAUAAGUUAUAUCCUUGUUGGCUCUGGCAGAGGUUUUGGAUUGAUUUUCGGAUACAUCACUGUACCAAUCACCGUUUACGAAUGUUAUUUCAGGCAUUAUUGGGUUCAUUCCCUCAUUUUGGGGACUGAGUUGCCAGCAUAUUGCAUUGUCCUCAUCUCUGUGGAAAGAAUGUGUGCAGUCCUUCGUCCAGCAGCUUAUAAACGAAUCUUCGAGGGAAAAUAUAAAUUUUUCAUUUUGUUGAGUGUUCCAUUCUUAGGAACUACAUCUGUCAUUGUGGCUGGAGCAAGUGCCAUUGUGGAUGGCAAUAGACUAGUUUCCACUCAGCACUGUCCCAUCAUCUCAAGCACAGCUAUCUGGUAUUCAACAUAUCAUUUUGUGGCCAUCACAGUAGUCUAUGUUCUUUCCUUCUUCUCAUUAUCCAUCAUCAAGUACAGAACACGAAAGUAUGCUGGUGUACGCAGUGAAGAUUUUCGAAUUGGAAUGAUGCUUGUCAUAACAGGUGUAAGCAUCAUCCUAGUUGGCAGCUCAGCGUUUGUUAUGAUAACUAUACGAUGGAAUCUGUUAUCAUAUUCCGAUAUUGCUGUUUCAUUAACAUAUUCCAUGCCGGGAUUUCUUUCAAUCGUCAAUACCGUUGUCAACCUGACAUUCCGCAAAGAGCUCAAACAACAAUUUCUUUACUUGUUGGGUAGAAGACAAGCCAAGGCGGGGUUCAAUACAACAACUGUCGUCAUGACUAUUGCUCAUCAUACAAGUCCGAGUCAAUCAACAAAGCCAUCACAACAUUUCUGA